AAUAGCUAGUGUAGUACAUGCAGGUCAUGCUGCUGCCUGAGCCUUCUCAGGUAGUGUAGCAGCAGCUGCCCCACCCUCUCUAGCGAGUACCUCUCCACCAUCACCGCACGACCCCUCUCGCCCAUGCGCCCGUAGCCAACCACAUCGCUCUCAGACAAUGACAGCAUCUCCUGCACACAUAUCAACCCACACACACGACCUCACAUAAGUACAUGUCUCUCUCUCCCUAUUUCUCUGUUGCUCACCCUCAGUCGUGUCUUGAGGCUUUCCCUGUCGACCUCAGCCCAUCUGUGUUCCUUGUAGGGCCCACUGUUGAUCUGGCUAAGACCGCUGAGGGCCACCUCCAUGGCACACUCACUGGUGAGGUACGCCGAGGGGCCGCCCCAGAAGUGCGUUAUCACCCGCCGCUGCAUCGACAGCGACUCAACCAGUGGGCGGCCCCACCCCUCCCCCCUGCACACACACACACACAGAGAGAGAGAGGACGAGAGACAGAGAUACCAUGCACCAGAAACCAUUCACACGGCCUUCUCGUCUGUGGGUUAGCCACCGUGCCGUAUGGACAAGGGCGGUGCUGAUUGUGCCAUAGAGCGCCCUCAGCUGCCGGUCGCUGACGCGGUUGACAAACACUACCGACGGCAGCCAUGCGGACAAAUCGCCCGAAGACGACUGCGCCGUCAGCUUCCUCUCAAUCAGCGGCUGGUAGGCCGCAUAGUGCUGGUCGACGGCACGCAGAGGCUCGCUGUCGGGGUGGUUGCCGAAUAGGUUGGCGACCACCACCAGACAGAUGUCGCCGGGCCUGAUGGCGGCCGUGGUGUUGCCUGUGGUGUUUGCUGAUGCGAAGGCGAAGGCCUCGAUAAAGGCGGGGAUCAUCAGGUCGUAGGCCUUUCUCGGCUCCCACUUGCCCACAGCCAGGAAAACCUUCCUGCAGCUGCCAGAACUCAUGGGCACGCGAGCGCCCUCGCCCUCAGUCUGCACCUCCUCCCUCUCCACCAAGCUCUCUCCCUUGUCCUCGCGCACGACGCCAUUUUCCUGUCCACGCCCGCCGAAGGCAGUCUCCUUCUCUGCAUGGUACUCGACAUAGGUGUCUUCGUCCUCGCUGAACGGCGACACAGGCGAUGGUGGCUGACGAGAGAUGGAGCCGUUGGCGUGCACCAGGAGAGACAUGACGUCCACCAGGCUCUGCUGUGUGUGGUUGGCGGAGGGGCGGACUGUCUGGGAAAGGGAAAUAAGAGAGGGGGCGGAUCCUCCUGCUGCUGCUGCUCCUGCUGCUGCUGGGGGGUGGCGGGGGGUAAGAGGGAGAGGAAGCGCCACUUGCCGGCUCUUCCUGGCAUCCUGUUCUGCUCGCAGCCUGACCAACAAAAGAUACACAGGAGUGAGCGUAACAGAUGCAAGAGAUGGAAUCCCGCCUGCUCACCUUUCUACCAGUUUCCGCGUAUCUGCAAUGUCAUCAUCAGUGACUCUCCCCGGGUCCCAGAAGGUGGUGUCCACCUGCUUCAACAAAUGGACACUCUGGCGGCUGCAGCUCCACGAGCGACGCGCAAAAGCAGCGCGACCACAUCGCGCUUACCCCCUCGGGAAGGACCUGUAUGCGGGACAGUGGCACCCCCGCCGCCGCAAACACACUCGCACUCCAGUUGGUCGGCACCCACAGCUCUUGCAGGUCACGGAGACGGUCCAGCCAGUCGAUGGGCACACGAUCAGUCUCAAACAUGGUCCUGCAGGCGCACACACAGAGAAGAAGAGACGGAUUGCGUGCACGCGUCGUGUUCGUAUGGACCGGCCGACAAUGAUGGUGUCGGGAUCAGAGGUCGAGUGGGCUCGGUGGGCAUGGUGCGAGAGGGAAAAGGCGCUUCAGAGCCACUGGGCUGUCUCGCCGGGACACCCAUGCGGGCGGCUGAGAGUGGCAGAUAACAAUGGCAGGGAUUGAGAGAUCAGUCACGGACGUCACGGGGGAGCCGCCUGGCCCGUCCCUCUGUGUCUGCAAGUGCCAGCCGCCGUCAUAGCUCCAUGGCCGAUGGGCGAACGGGCCGCCACCCACUAGACGGACGAACACCACAACAUACACAACAUGCAGACGGAUCUAGUGUCUGUCUCACACCGAGUGUUCUCCAGACGUCGUCAAUAGUGGUGGGAGUUGUGUCCCGUCUCCUCUCCUCCCUCAUCUGCAGGUCGCCUGGCCGCAGCACCAGGGGCGCCAGCCGUGUGAGCGACGAUUUGAGGCUCUCGACGUAAGCUCGGUCGACGGCGCCGCCGUGCUGCAGGAUGGAGAGGUCGAACUCUUGUGUGAAGGCUGGCUGGUACAGCAGGGACAGCACGUAGGAAGUGGCCUCUGUGCAAUAGCCUCCCCCUGAACACAUCCAUGACCAGAAUGAAUGAAUGAAUGACUCCCUCCCUCCCUCCCUCUAUAUAAGUAGGCGUCAUUUGUUUUCUAACCUGUGAAGAACGGUGCGUGCCAGUAGACCUGGCACUUCGUCGACGCCGUGCCGCCCCUGCCGCGAGCGUCCAAUGACAUCCGAUGGCCUCUCGCCCUGUCCAAAGCCACCAUCAGCACUGCAAAGUGUGCCACGUUCUGCCACUUUCUGCCACGUGGUGGGUCCUCUCUUUUCCUUCGUCGUGGUGGGCCUGGUGGUGUUGGGGCAGUAGCAUCAGGUUCUGCUUCCAGUGUGUGUGCAGAGGAGCAUGGCGGCGGAUGUGUGGCUUGGCACUGUGCGGUAACGCACACAGAAGAGGGUUUGCAGUGGUGCAAGGAAGAGGGGAUGUGGGCCUCUCUUCUUGACGCCAUGUCGGGGCUGCUUCUGCUGAAGUUCAGCGCAUGCAUCGCUCCGAG
This is a messenger RNA of Vitrella brassicaformis, 2830 nucleotides long. The record is from the annotation of a GenBank genome assembly. Lineage: Eukaryota; Vitrellaceae.